AUGGCGUCCAAGGGCGAGAGGGAUGUGGAGAUCCACGUCUCCUCCCCGCCGCCCGACGACCGCGACGCCGCUAGGCCCUUGCUGCCCGCCGCCUGCGAGCCCUACUCCGUCUCCGCCGCAAUCCUCCCCUUCUUUUUCCCAGCUCUGGGUGGGCUUCUCUAUGGCUAUGACAUCGGGGCAACAUCUGGUGCCACCAUAUCGCUCAAGUCCCCCACAUCCAGUGGUACAGCAUGGUACGACCUGUCAUCAGUGCAAACCGGCCUCGUGGUCAGCGGCUCACUCUAUGGUGCUUUGAUCGGAUCCGCCACGGCAUUCACCAUUGCGGAUUUUCUAGGAAGGCGCAGAGAGCUUGUUGUUUCUUCUAUCAUGUAUUUGAUUGGAGCUCUUCUCACCGCAGUGGCUCCUAACUUCCUUAUCAUGGUGGUUGGUCGCUUUUUAUAUGGCAUAGGAAUUGGAUUGGCUAUGCACGCUGCUCCAAUGUAUAUUGCUGAGACUGCUCCAAGUCAGAUUAGAGGCAUGCUCAUCUCUCUCAAGGAGUUCUUUAUUGUUCUUGGGAUGCUUCUUGGUUAUAUAGUAGGCAAUCUAUUUGUUGAAGUGAUUUCUGGUUGGCGCUACAUGUAUGCCACCAGUGCUCCGAUAUGUGUCAUUAUGGGCAUCGGAAUGUGCUGGUUACCUUGUUCACCUAGGUGGCUUCUGUUAUGUGCCACACAAGGAAAAGGAGAUCUGCGGGAGACAAAAGAAAAUGCUACACGUUGCUUAUGUCGAUUGAGGGGUCAAGCGUCACCUGAUUUGGUUUCGGAGCAGGUCAAUUUGAUUCUGGAAGAACUCUCAUACGUUGGUGAAGAGAAAAAAGCAGGCUUCAGUGAGAUCUUUCAAGGAAAGUGUCUCAAAGCAAUGAUAAUUGGAUGUGGUUUGGUGUUCUUUCAGCAGGUCACUGGUCAACCAAGUGUGCUAUAUUAUGCUGCGACAAUUUUUCAGAGUGCUGGAUUCUCUGGAGCAUCUGAUGCCACUCGUGUAUCAAUUCUUCUUGGCUUGCUGAAGCUGAUUAUGACUGGAGUUGCCGUUCUUGUGGUUGACAAACUUGGCAGAAGACCAUUACUAAUUGGUGGUGUUAGUGGAAUUGCUGUCUCCCUAUUCUUAUUGUCUUCAUACUAUACCUUGUUUACGGGUGCUCCUUAUGUGGCUGUAAUAGCACUUCUACUGUAUGUUGGCUGCUACCAGUUAUCAUUUGGCCCGAUUGGCUGGCUUAUGAUUUCGGAGGUUUUCCCGCUGAAACUGCGUGGCCGUGGAUUGAGUGUUGCUGUUCUUGUGAACUUCGCCUCCAACGCGCUUGUCACUUUUGCUUUCUCCCCACUAGAGGAGGACUUGAUUGGCACCGGGGUUCUCUUUGCUUCGUUCGGGGUGAUUGCGGUGGCGUCUCUCGCAUUCAUAUUCUGCAUUGUGCCUGAAACAAAAGGGCUCACCCUGGAAGAAAUCGAAGCCAAACUGUAG
Messenger RNA from Triticum turgidum subsp. durum (durum wheat), 1491 nucleotides. Lineage: Eukaryota; Viridiplantae; Streptophyta; Magnoliopsida; Poales; Poaceae. The record is from the annotation of a GenBank genome assembly.